AGAGACAGAACGGCGAAGCGCGAGGGAACGCAGCUGAAUCUGUCGGUGAGUCGGCGGGGUGAGGGAAAAGCACCGGGCUUUUGAAAAAGUUUUAUCUUGCCGGCGCGCUCGGCCUUUCAGACGCUACCGAACACCGGUACGCUGUUGUACGGUCUUGCGUGUCCCGCGUUGUCGCUUCAGACCAGUUUGUACGUCCAAGUUUGCCCGUAGUAGCCGGUCCUCGCAGUGUGGUCCUCACAGUCGGCUCCGUGAAGGUCCAGAUCGAAGUGUCCUUGGAAGAAGGGGACCGGUCGCGCGAUUUCUUCCUCGUCAUGCGUUGACGAGAGGUUCCCUCGACGAACCCAGUGUAGAUAGAGAAGAACACCGGUGGACACGCUGCUCAACUACAGGGCUAACAGGUCCACAUCCCAUCAUGAGGGAUUCUAGCUCGCUGAGGAGCUGCCUCCUGCUGCUGCUCGUCGCCAACGCCGCCCUCGUGCACGCAUCCGAGAACGACGAUCUGGUGUUCGACCAGGAUGGCAAGCAGUCGUUCGGCGAGGCUCCGCUGAUAGAGUCGCGCCAACAAGACUCCUUGUUUCAUAGGAUAAAGAGAGGGCUGUGGGAUAUUUUCAGCCCAUCCGACACGACAACUACCACUACCGAAGCUCCAGAAUCCGAAGACGACAACGCGGAUAACGAGCUGAACAACGCUCCUCCAGUUCAAUCGGACGAGGACAAAGAGCCGGAAAGCUCGAAUUUGGAAAGGAUAACCCGCGAUAGCGCGGAGGAAUACGACGAAGCUGACGAGAAUAACGAGGUUGGGAACGCGGCCGAGAGUCGAAGGGAGCCAGCCAAUUUUGGCAACACCGACGACGAAGACCUAGCCGGAUCUGGAGAAGUUGAAGGCAGCGCCAUCGAGUUUGAUACGAAAAUUAAUUACGGUUCCAGAAGAGAAAGAAGGUUUUACAGAAUAACCUUGACCGUUGGAGAACCAUACAGGAGAGAAUACGCGGACAGGAGCAGCAGAGAGUACAAGGAACUCAGUGGCAACCUGACGCAGCCGCUCGAGGAGUUGCUGAACCGUGACAUUCCCAAUGAAAAUCACCACGUCAACGUUGUUAAAAUAUCGCCAACUUCUGACAGCUUUACGUCGCAAGUUACUCUAGACAUCGGCUCGACGUUAGCCGAUGAGACGGAGAUGCAGUACAUCAUCGAGAAACAGCUGCAGAUUCACUCGUUGGGCAACGUCCAAGUGCGUCCGGAUGGAUUUACCUUUAGAAUAUUCCAAGGGUUCGAAGAGCCGGAAUGCGAUCAGUCAGCUGAGUUAACGUGUAGAGACGGUACAUGCGUUCCAUUGGAGCGGCGAUGCGAUGGAAUUGCUGACUGUAAGGAUAGUUCCGACGAAGAGGGCUGCUCUGAGACUACAACGCAGCCGAGCAUCAGGGAUUUCGCAAGAACCGAUCAUAACGAAAUUGUGGGAGUUAUACCAAAAGGAGACGACGAAGACAUAAACAGAGUCGAUUCGAUACCUAGCAAAUGUCGCGCCGACGACACAAUUCGUUGUAGAGAUGGAAGUCGUUCUAUCUGCUCUGUACAGCAAUGUGACGGCGUGAAAGAUUGUGACGAUGGUGAUGAUGAAGAUGGUUGUCCCCAUCCAGGUUGCAGCCCCGGAGAAUUCGCCUGCGACGUGUCUAGGUGUAUCUUGGACUCGCAGCGAUGCAACUUCGCCCAAGAUUGCGACGACGGAAGCGAUGAACACGACUGCAACUAUCCUGCCUGCACCGCCUCGCAAUUCAAAUGCGGAAACGGUCAGUGUAUCGACAGCGGCGACCGCUGUAAUAACGUCGAGGAUUGUUUAGACAGAUCAGACGAACUUAACUGCCCUUGCGGAGAGAACAAAUUCGAAUGCACCCCAGGCUAUUGCGUGGAUAAAUCGAAACUCUGUGAUGGAUACCAGGAUUGUGGAAAUGGGAGGGAUGAGGAAAAUUGUCAGCACAUAACUCGAUGUCGAUCAGACGAGUUCGAGUGCUUAGACGGAAGUUGCGUGAGCCAGACCUCGAGAUGCGACGGAAGAUCCGACUGUCGAGAUCGAUCUGAUGAGAUCAAUUGCACCGUGACCACAUGCAGCGGAGAUCAAUUCAGGUGUCUGGAUGGAACCUGCAUCAGUAUCGACAAAAGGUGCAAUCAGAACAUAGACUGUCGUAAUGGAGAGGACGAGAGCCAGUGUGGUUGCGGAGAGGCCCAGUUUCGCUGCACGGACGGACGGUGCAUCGGUUACGAGUUACAAUGCAACGGGGUGGAGGAGUGCUCUGAUGGCUCUGACGAAAGGGACUGCGAAAAGGCCAAGUGGAGGAAUUUAUACAACGAUGAGAAUACGUUUCGCAAGUAUCUGGAAACAAUGAGAAUGCUGAACUGGAAUCACGUUGAUGACCUGAAGCAGCAGAAUUUGACAAAUCGAAAGAAACACCCGAAGAAAGACUUUACCAUCGAUCCAUCCUCGAAUAAACUACCUGAUAAAAAUUCGAAUCCACAAAAUAUUUGGAGGUCCGUGCCAAAGCAUUCGAAUUCCUUACCAAGAAUAGCCAUCGAGAUAAGCGAUCCGUGCUCGAUGAAAAUAAUCGAGAAAAAGACGAAUCCAGGGAACAUUUGGAGGUCCAAGUCGAGGAACUUGAAUCCCUUGUCACGAAUAGGUUUCAAAAUAAUUCACACUCCCGAUAGGAACAGCACGAGAUCUGCCAAAAUGAUGAUACGUUCCUUGAACGACGUGAGAGAUCUCACUGACAAUGAGGCGAAGAAGCCGAAAAAGAACAGGAAGAAGAACCACCGAAAGUCUGAUGUUGAGAACGCAACGUCUAGCGAAGUGUCAGUUCUCACGGAUUCCACAAAUUCCACGACUGUGGUCAACGAUGAAAAGGUGCGUGCGAAGAAGAAGAAGUCGAGGAAGGGUAGGAAGAAAGGGCACAAGGGUAGAUUCAGACACAUGUCCGUAUUUGCUGGCACGAAAUACCCAAUAGACUCGACGACACCGGAGACUGUUAGCUCGACCGUCGGCGAUGAUCCAAGUUCAACGAAGAAUGAAAUACUUUCUAAUAAGAUUCAAGAAGAGAUAGAAGAAGAAAGUACUUUGAAAAGCGUGGAAGAAACUACGGUAUCAAAAUUGGAAGAUAUUCCGAUUAGGCCGGAGAUUUAUCUUUCGACGAAGGAAGAAAAUGAAGUAACAUUGGAAAGCGAGGCGAACGGGACAACGGAUAGUGUCUUUGUUUCGGUAAAGGAUGAAUCCCUUAUUCUUACAGAAUCGAGUGAAAAAUUAUUUGUUUCUGAAGAUGGGAAUCUGGAAGAAGCCGUGGCAACCACGUCGACGAGUACAGAACAAAUCAACUCCACUGACUUUUCAGAAACUACAAAUUGGAAUUGGUACUCUGAAGAAGAUUUAGACAAGAAGUUGAACUUCAUCGGGGAAGAAUACGCGAUGAGAUUGAACUCAAGGGAAAGAAAUACUUCGGAUAUAUCUGAGACUAAAUAUUCGUUGGAAGAAAAGAUGGAUUGGAGCCCGAAGACGAUAUUCCUGGAAGAGACCACAGUGCCGGAUUCAGAAAAUUCUUCCUGGACUACGGAGAAGUACAGGACAUCGACUGUCCUAAGUUCGGAGGAAAUUUUCAUUACUGACGGAUCUAAUCAGGAUUCUACGGAGACAUCAGGUAGCAGAAAAGAUAGCGAAGAGACGACGUAUUAUGACGAGAAUUUGGAAGAGAAGGAAUCAUCGUCGGUAUCGUCGACAGCUUCUACGAUUGAAGGCGAGGAUUACAAUUCCAAGAUCCUGAUAGAUCUACUUAGUAAGGACAGGUUAACUGAUAAAAUUCUUCCUAAUUCAGUUUCUAUCGACCAAACCUUGGAAGCGAAGAUAUACAAUUGUACCUCGAAGUGUGUGGAUUUCUAUAGACAGAGAGUGCAUGAGUUGGAGGAGAAGUUGCGACAAGCAGGUAUCGAGAAGUCUCUGACAAGCGAGAAUAAGAUUGAUUCCGGACUGAUCGAGGAUACCACACUUUCCAAGCCUGAAGAUGACAAUAAUUCUUCAGAUUCCUUUCAGGACUUCUCGGAAUUCUCAGAGGUGUUCAACCAUAGUUUAACUAUAAAACCAAUCGAUCCUAAAUAUUCAGACGCUACAGAAUCACUGACAUUGGUGGAGACCGUGACUGAACUGAGCAGGAACAACAUCAGCAAAGAGUCCAAGGAGAUCAUUGACCAAGAGGAAGGUCAAGAUCAACAGAGUAAAACAUACUCGAAAGUAGACGACGUUACGAUUUCUACAAGUUUGCCAGCCACUAAGAGCUCCUCUUCCCCGGCUAGAAGAAAGUGUAAGAAGGAUGAAAAGACGAGCACAAAGCACAGAGCUGACCAGGACGUGGAGGACGAUUGCGAAGAGGAUAUCACAGAAAGACCGAGCACUACAAAUUCCGACCUCAUCUCCAAAGAGACUAGCACGACCGCGAACUGCGACCCGGACCAGUUCGUUUGCAGCGAUGGCACGUGUAUCGCGGCAGACAAAUGGUGUGAUGGAUAUUCAGACUGUCCAGAUUAUGGCGACGAGUUUGACUGUAACGGCAAUACCAAUGGAGAUUAUGAGAAUGGAGUGAACGAGACCGAAGAAAAUUCCACAUGUCCGAUGUGGAAAUUUGCCUGCGACGGGACCUGCAUCGACAAUAUCUUCGUCUGCAAUAGCGUAAAGGAUUGUGAGGAUGGAUUAGACGAAGCUGACUGUGGGAUGGAAGGGGUCUGCACACCUGCCGAGUGGAAAUGUGCCAGUGGUGAAUGCAUAGCUGAAAUCGAGAGGUGCGACAAUGUAACCCACUGUGCUGACGGAUCUGACGAGAUUGGAUGCGUAAGCGAAUGUCCGGGUGGAAUGUUUCGAUGCAACGACGGAUUGUGCCUGGACAGUAAGAGACGUUGCGAUGGUCGACAGCAUUGUAAGGACGGCUCGGACGAAAUCAACUGCCAAUGCCCCAACGGUGAGCGACCUUGCGACAACGGUGUGUGUAUCAACAAGAACUUCUUCUGCGAUAACAACAUCGAUUGCCACGAUGGUAGCGACGAGCGCGACUGCGACAACGUGGUGACUCCACCAGCAGAAUGUCGUGCUGACGAGUUCACGUGUCGCGAUGGAACGUGUAUUCCGCAAUCCGCUGUCUGCGAUCGACGCCCAGAUUGCCCUCACGAAGACGAUGAAGCGAACUGUCAUCAAGGUAGAACCACACUGGUGGGACUAACCCACGUGAACCAGGCUAGCAAGGAUUACAAUCCGGAUUAUCAGGCGCCAGCUAAUCUGAGCACUCCGAGGAGUUGUGCUCCGGAUGAUUUUGUUUGUGCUGAUGGCACUUGCAUCCCUGAAACUCACCACUGCGACCAUUUCUACGAUUGCCGCGACUUUACCGACGAACAGUAUUGCUUCGGCUGUGGCAGGGACCAGUUCCAGUGUGCGAAUGGAGAUUGCAUCAGAGCUGACCAACAGUGCAACAAUUUCAUAGACUGUGAUGAUGGAUCUGACGAAAAUUGUGAUCACAACGUUCCCCCAGUGUCUGGCAGUUGCCCACACGGCUAUAUUGCGUGCACCAGAGACAAAGAUUGUGUACCUCAGUCCUCUCUCUGCAAUGGGGUGCCAGAAUGCAGGGACAGAUCCGACGAAGAAAAUUGCUAUGGAGAAUCUCGUCGUCUCAACUUGAAGACUUAUCCAAGCGAGCAACUGAUCAAAGAAAACCCGCCGAAGCAAGGUCGUGAGGUCGUAUUCCAAUGCCGUGACGAAGGUCUCCUUCGAGCCAGAGUGCGCUGGCUACGAGGAAAUAAUCUGCCUCUGCCUCCUGGAAGUCGAGAUGUCAAUGGACGUUUAGAAAUACCAAAUAUCCAACUGGAACAUUCAGGAGUGUAUAUCUGCGAAGCUGUUGGCUACCCUUCGUCCACGCCUGGUCAGCAAGUGAGCGUGUACCUCACUGUAGAGAAGUUCGAGCCGCCACCGACCAACAAACCCCACGCGUGCCAAUACGACGAAGCCACCUGCAGCAACGGUGAAUGUAUUCCCAAAUCAUACGUGUGCAAUGGCAGACUGGACUGUACCGAUGGUUCUGACGAGAUGCGUUGCAGUCCGCACGGUUGCGAACCAAAUCAGUUCCGCUGCAACAACACAGAGUGUGUGAGCAAAGUGUGGCGCUGUGACGGUGACAAGGACUGCGCCGACGGCAGCGACGAAGAGGACUGUGCUCCAAACGCACCAGGCACUCCCUGUCGCUACACGGAGUUUGCCUGUGGUAGCCACGAUCAAUGUAUACCCAAAAGCUAUCAUUGUGACUUGGAAAGGGACUGUAUAGACGGUAGCGACGAAGUAGGAUGCUCUCCAGUUUACAUAGUGAAACCACCUCCACCGAUGAUCAUUGUGUCUCAAGGAACAACUUUAAUGAUAACCUGCACAGCGAUUGGCGUGCCCACUCCCGAAAUCAGCUGGCGUCUCAACUGGGGCCACGUUCCUCCCAAAUGCUACAUGACAUCGAUAAACGGAACUGGAACUCUCUCCUGCCCGGACAUGCAACCAGAAGACCAAGGAGCCUACUCCUGUGAGGCACUGAACAGCGCUGGCUUCGUAAUUGCCAUUCCCGACGCCAUCGUGAUGGUGAACAAGACCGGUCCGGAGAUCUGUCCCAAGGGAACGUUCAACUCUGAAGCUAGAACCCCAGACGAGUGCAUUUCCUGCUUCUGUUUCGGAGUCGCUACUCAGUGUCACAGCGCCAACCUCUUCACUUAUCACAUUCCACCGCCUUUCGACCGCCACAGUAUCGUAAGCGUGAAAACUCAACCGGAUCUUCAAAUUCUGAACGACAUCACCAGACAGGUGCAAGCUGUGAGAGGUAUAGGUCGAGAUGGAGUGCAACUGUACGAUGCAAACCAACUGACACUGGAUUCAAGAGAGGACCAGGAAGUUGCUUACUUCGUCAUGCCUGAGAACUAUCACGGAAAUCAGUUGAAAUCCUACGGUGGCUAUCUGAAGUACAGAGUAACCUAUAAUGGAACUGGCAUACCAAACAACGCUCCGUCGGUUAUUCUGACUGGAAAUAAUUAUCGACUCUUGCAUAAAGGAAAGCAAAUAAUAACGGGUUACGAUAACGAAGAGACUGUCAGGUUCUUCGAUGGCGAAUGGUAUAAGCAACAAGGAUGGGCUGAGGUUCCUGCCACCAGGGAAGAUAUCAUGAUGACACUGGAGAACGUGGACAAUAUCUUGAUCAAAGUACAGUAUGACGAUUCUCCAUACUUGGAUGUCCGGCUCACUAACAUAGUGAUGGACACAGCUGAUGUAAGGAAUACUGGACUCGGAUCGGCCUCUUAUGUGGAGGAAUGUGAAUGCCCUAUAGGAUACAGUGGCCUGUCGUGCGAGCAAUGUGCUCCAGGAUACGAAAGACGAGAAUCUGGUCCUUGGCUUGGUCAAUGUUACUUAGCCGCGCCUCCUGGUUGUCCUUUGGGAUAUUAUGGAGAUCCUGCGAGGAACAUUCCUUGUCAAAUGUGCCCUUGUCCACUCACCAAUCCAUCCAAUCAGUUUGCACGCACUUGUCACCUCGGAUCUGAUGGUCAGCCAACCUGCGAUUGUCCAGCAGGAUACAUAGGUCGUAGAUGCGAACAGUGCAACGUUGGAUACCGAGGAAAUCCUCUUAUUCCAGGAGAUAUGUGUGUUCCCGAAUCUUCUUGUGACCCUGACGGUAGUCUCAGUACGAUCGCGGAUCCUAACACCGGCAGGUGUCGAUGCAAGCAAUACGUGACGGGUCUUACUUGCAAUCAAUGUAAGGCGAACACGUUCAAUUUGGCAUCGAAAAAUCAAUUUGGCUGCAUCAGCUGCUUUUGCAUGGGCAUUACCGACAAAUGCGUCUCCUCCAACUGGUACAGAAACGACAUACGAGUUUCGUUUACCAAUUCUGUCAGGGACUUCUCUCUCAUCGAGUCUAGAACACCAGAUAGUCUACCAAUCACAGACGGUAUUCGUUUGGAUACAGUCAGCCGCGAGAUCAUCUACAACGAAUUCCCUAAUCGUGGGAACAACGACGUUUACUACUGGCAGUUGCCUAGCAUUUUCCUUGGCGAUCAAAUUACUUCCUAUGGCGGCAACCUCAAGUAUACUGUUCGCUAUGUUCCGUCUCCAGGUGGUCAGAGCUCGAAAAACAACGCUGCUGACGUCGAGUUGAUCAGCGCCAAUGAUAUCAACUUGCUGUAUUUCUCCAAAGAGUCUCCUGAGCCAAAUACUCCCCAGACUUUCGUCGUACCCCUGUUAGAACAAUAUUGGCAACGCAACGAUGGAACACAGGCUGACAGAGAACACUUGCUAAUGGCCCUGGCUGACAUUCGCGCGAUUAGGAUCAAAGCCACAUAUACCACCCACACCGAUGAAGCUGCUUUGUCGUUGGUAUCCCUGGAUACAGCUGAAAAGUACAACACAGGUCGAACAAGAGCCGUAGAGGUGGAGGAAUGUUCUUGUCCAGUGGGUUACAAGGGACUAUCUUGCGAGGACUGCGAUGUUGGAUACACUAGAGGUGGCGAAGGUCUUUAUCUGGGUACGUGCGAGCCUUGCUACUGCAAUGGUCACUCCAACCAAUGUAAUCCUGACACGGGAGUAUGCGAGAACUGUGCUCACCACACCACUGGCGACUUGUGCGAGUUCUGUGAACCAGGAUACACGGGUGACGCGACUCGAGGAACUCCUUACGAUUGCACAGGUCGCGAGGUAAACCAUACUGAUUGCAACGAAAUGGGUUCGCGCAGCAGCUUGUACAUUGGUGACAGAUGCGAUUGUAAACGAAACGUCGAGGGACGUCAGUGUAACAGGUGUCGUCCAUCUACGUUUGGAUUGUCCGCAGAAAAUCCGGAUGGGUGUAGCGAGUGUUACUGCAGUGGACUGACCGAUCAGUGUCACGAGAGUUCCUUAUACGUUCAGCAGAUUCCCAUGUGGGUAUACGACAAUCAACACGGAUUUACUCUAACCGAUUCGACGAGACAGGAAAUCAUCGACCACCGUGAUUUCGAAUUGAACUUAGCUACGAACGAAAUAGGAUAUCGUUAUCCGGAUAGUAGACGACGCAGCUUGUUGUGGUCCCUGCCGCCCAUUUUCACUGGCAACAAGGUUAAAAGCUACGGAGGAAGUCUGACUUUGACUCAACAUAUCACUGCCAUUCCUGGGGCUCAGAGUUAUAAGGAUCAAGAUAUUAUCCUAAUUGGAAAUGGGAUCACGUUGUUCUGGACGAAUCCUAUUGACAUCCAACCUGACGUUCCAUUGACUUACUCGGUGCCAUUCAGGGAAUCAGAGUGGAAGCGUUUGACCACCGAGGGGCCUCGAGUCAGCUCCAGGACCGAUCUGAUGACUGUGCUCUCUAACUUGGAGGCGAUUUUGGUUCGUGCAACCCACAGCGAAGGAAUGAGAGCCACCUACAUUAGCGAUAUAAGCCUGGACACAGCCGUGGAGCAUCCAACUGGCAACAGAAGAGCUGUCCAAGUGGAAGUUUGUCGCUGCCCGACCGGAUACGUUGGAACAUCCUGCGAGUCUUGCACAACAGGUUACUACAGAGACACUAGCGACCGAUCUGUCAGCUACCUGGGCUCCUGCAUCCUGUGUCCUUGCAACAACAACGAGGAGAGCUGCGAGAUGACGCACACCGGCCACGUGAAGUGCCACUGCAAGCCAGGAUUCGUGGGCCAGUAUUGUCAAUACAGUGAUGGGCUGAUGGUAAGUCUAACGCCAGUGACGAGCGUGUUAAAGGCAAAUUCGUGGGUUCUGUUCACGUGCAGUUACAAGUCCCCACAUCCAUUUUAUAUCUAUUUCUCAAUGACUCCGUGCGACGGCUGGCCACUAACCUCGUCCAGCAUACCACCAGGGCCCAUUGAAAGAGCUACUAAUGGAUCGUGGAGGAGCUGGUACGUUUAUGUCCAGCAGAAUCCUUUCAAUGUAAUAUGCUGCAUCGUGGACGAUCAUGGAACGGAACUGAUCAAAGUUAUAACGACGGUCACGCCAGAAGGCACAAUAUCGACCACCACGACAAGUCGUCCACCCGUAAAUCCACCAAAGAUUGUGGUUUAUAUCAGAGAACCCGAGUUCCAGAUCGUUGAAGCUGGAGGCACUGUUAGAUACCACUGCUUUGAAAGAACGGACAAUGGAUCUUUGCACAUCAGAUGGGAAAAAGAAGGUGACGAACUACCAGUAGGAAGAAGUAUAGACGACAAGCGUGGUUUAUUGAUCAUUCGAGACUUGAAAGUGUCUGAUAGCGGCAUUUACAUUUGUCAAAUCAGCGAUGGAGUGCAUAUUGGUUACAAGAACGUCACUCUCACUGUUGGAGCUUUCCCGCAAAGUUUGCUGGACAUUCCAGUUCCACCAAGGGUUAUCGUCGAGCCAUCAUCUUUACAAGUAAUGGAAGGAGAACCAGCGGAAUUCCGGUGCGAGGCAACUGGGAAUCCCCCGCCACGAGUCGAAUGGAUUCGUGUCUAUGGUCCCAUGAGCCCGGGUAUAGUGGUCAACAAUGGAAUUUUGCUCCUGAGAUCUGCUUCGAAGUACGAUGCCGCCGAAUAUAAAUGCGUGGCGAGGAAUAACGUUGGCGUGGACGAGAGAACUAUCAUUCUUCAUGUUGAAGGAAGAUCCAUUCAACCCAUAACACCACCAACCAUCACCCCGUCACAAUGGUUCGGCCAACCUGGAGAAACGAUCGUGAUAACAUGCGUGACAUCUUUAAUAACGAAUCUCACCUGGUCUAGAGAAAGGAACCCACUACCUCACACAGCCAGCCAACGUGAUGGUGUCUUAACAAUUGUAAAUCCUACCCCUUAUGACUCCGGUAUCUACGUCUGUACGUCGACCAGCUACAUAGGAGUGACUAACAGCACCAUCAACAUAACAGUAACAUCUAGAACACCAGCGCCGUUUGUCAAGGUGACGCCUGAGAAACAGACCGUUCCUCAAGGCAGCAUAACUGAAAUAAGGUGUCUAACAAGCAGAGAACCCGGUGAACAUAUGACGUGGAGCAAGUAUCUUCAACCGCUAAGCUCUAAUGUACGACAAGUAGGAGACACUUUGAGAAUUGUCGACAUCCAAAUUGCUGACAGGGGUAUAUACGUGUGUCGAGUCACUGGACCAAGUGGAACUCACGAAGCUAGCGCCAUGAUCGAGGUCGAACGCAGGGAACCUCCAUUGGUAGAGAUCUAUCCCAAGAAUGUCCCUCCAGUUACUCUGGAUGGAUCCACAGAUCUCCAAUGUCGAGCAACUGGAAUCCCCAUGCCAGAGUUACAUUGGUCUCACGAAUCUGGUCGACCGUUCCCUCAUAAUAUUAAACAACUUCCUGGUGGCGUUCUGAGACUAACCAACAUCACAGUCAGCGAUGGUGGAUCGUACGUCUGUACCGCUAUCAAUCCCGCUGGAACGAAUUCAGCUAUGGCAUACAUAGAAGUUCAAUCCAUGCCUGUCAUCAGUAUAUCGCCCCAAUCUGGAAUGCUGCACGUGAGACCUGGGGAUAGGGUACGACUAUUAUGCAGCGCAAAUGGAUUUCCGGAACCUUCAGUUACUUGGAGUAGACAUCCGAACGUAGUAUCACUUACAACCAAUGAAUUGGCAGCCCCUCAUCAGGCCGUUUAUGAAAUACACUCCGCUUCUUCGAGUGACGAAGGUUCAUACAUCUGCCAUGCAAGUAGCAGAGUAGGAACUACUGAGGAACGAGUCUAUAUCAGAGUAGAGGAUAUAAAUGACGGAAAUGAUAACGCUAUACGAACAGACUACCUCAGAAUCCCCGAUGGCGGCAAGGUGGAAAUGCGUUGCCAUGUGCAGGAUUCCGAUGGACACAGAAUUUAUUUGGAUUGGAGAAGGGUGGACGAUAGACCUCUGCCAGCUGGUAAUUCCGUUGACAAUGGUGUACUGAUCAUCCCUGUCGUGGAUAAAAGCGCUGCAGGAGAGUACGUUUGCACUGGGAGAGACCUAACUGGAAAUGUUCUCUUCAGAGCCACAUCUGUCCUUGAAGUAUUAUCUCCACCAAGGAUUGUGUUAAUCCCACCAAGACAAACAGUCCGAUCCGGAGAAAAUCCAUCAAUCGAAUGUCGUACCACUGGUGACGAACCAAUGAACAUAGAAUGGGAUGCCAUAGGGCGUAGCUUACCUCAUUCGGUGACACACCAUCGUGGACUUCUCCAGUUCCAUGGAAUUACUUAUUCUGACGCGGGAAAAUAUGUUUGUAAAGCCACCAACGAAGCAGGAACUGCUGAAGCUGUUGCUGAAGUUCUAGUGAAUCAAAAUCCUUACGAGAACACAGAAGUCAGACAUCUCGAAAGAGACAUGGUCACAUAUGUAGGACAACCUGUGCGUUUACGAUGCAUGGUCAGCGAUAGAGCUACAAUACACUGGUCCAGAGAAGGACUGCCAUUGCCACCUAAUGCUAGAAUCAAAGACGAUUAUUUGGAUCUACCCAGAGUAAGACUAGAAGACAGUGGAAGGUACAUCUGCCAGACCCAAACCUCUCAUGGGGUUUCCAGUGAUUAUGUUAAUUUAAAUGUCUCACUACUUAAUUUGCGUACGGAUUGCACGCGUGUGAACCCAAUGCAGUGCAGGGAAAGCAGUUGCGUCUGCAGCGUUCAAGGAUGCUUUCUGUUGGAUUACUAUUGCAAUGUGAAUGCUAUCUUCUAUCCUGAUAACCGCCACUACUUCAACAACAAACGGUGGAUUCCCCACUAUCUUCAACAACUAGGCGCUACUACAAUACCUGCUGUCAGUGUGGAAGUCUCUCAGGAUCCAGUGAACAUUGGGGAUAACAUUGACAUACGUUGUGCAUGCUCUGGAACUCAUAAUCCACGUUACUACUGGUCCAGACCUAACCAUUCUAGUCUGCCACAAAAUGCUCAAGUGCAUGGAAACACUCUAAGAUUGUCUAACGUAACUGUCAGUGACAGUGGACUGUACAGAUGCACUGCAGACACUCCUGAUGGUACCUUUGAGCAGGAUUUCAAUCUUGUUGUCCAUGGUGGAAACAACGAUGCUCCAGCAAUUGAAACCAAGCUUGCUCCUUAUGGCUCCAGUCUCGAAAUGGAUUGUCGUCCUAGCAUCGAUCCACCUCUGACGUUCUCCUGGAGCAAACUAGGAGGUAUUUUGCAACCUGACGCGCAAGUGUUUGAGAGCAAAUUGAAGCUAACCAACGUCAAGGCAGAGGAUGCAGGCACGUACAUCUGCACUGUGAACAACGACCAUGAAAAUAUAGAAAUACCGACUAUGCUUGUCGUAACUGGAGUAGUUCCAUACUUCAGUCAGGCACCUCAAAGUUUCAUCGCUUUACCUCCACUAGCUGACUCCUAUCUGAAAUUUAACAUAGAGAUCUCAUUCAAGCCACAGAGCUAUGAUGGUAUAAUCCUGUACAAUGAUGAAUCCAACCGUGGAAAUGGAGACUUUAUUAUGUUGUCACUGGUUAGAGGCUACCCACAAUUUAGCUUUGAUCUUGGUUCUGGACCAACUAUGAUUCGGGCAGAAAAGCCUGUAACACUUGGAGAAUGGCAUACUAUAAAACUCCAGCGUCACAGAAAGGAGGGAACCAUGUUAGUUGAUGGUGAAGGCCCUUACAAAGGUAUCGCAGAUGGCAGGAAACAAGGAUUGGAUAUGAAAUCAUUAUUGUUUGUGGGUGGAGUCCCCAGUAGUACCAUAAUUACCAAGUAUGCAGAGAUCAACAGUGGUUUCGUUGGCUGUAUCAGUAGAUUGGUAAUUGGAGAAAAGGAAAUUGACCUGAUUGGUGAUCAGACAGAUAGCUUUGGGAUCACUAACUGUGAAACUUGUGCUGAAAAUCCUUGUAACAAUGGUGGUGUAUGUCAAGAAGCUGCUACAAAGAAUGGAUACAUUUGUCUGUGUCGUGCUGACUACAGUGGCAAACACUGUGACUAUGUUGGCCAGCCUUGUUAUCCAGGUGCAUGUGGUGAAGGCGAUUGCAUAAACAAAGAAACGGGUUUCGAAUGCUAUUGUCCUUACGGAACAACCGGAGCUCGUUGCGAGAAUACAGUGAAGGUCUAUGAACCAGCCUUCCAUGACGAUAAAUCCUAUAUAGCACACGAUACACCUAAAGCUCUUAGGCGAUUGAAAGUAGCAAUGAACUUCAAUCCUCUGGACAAUCAAGAUGGCAUACUGAUGUAUUGUGCUCAAAGUGAAGAGGGACUUGGAGACUUCGUUGCGUUGGUAGUCAAGGAUGAACGUGUCGAGUUUCGAUACGACAUUGGUUCUGGCCUGGCGAUCAUUAGAUCAAACCAUGUUCUUCAACCUGGUGUAUGGACGCAUGUCUCCAUCAAUAGGGACUUCAAGGAGGGGAAUUUGACUAUAAAUGGAGAACCUACAAUAGGAGGCAAGUCUCCCGGGACUGCUCGCACUAUGACGCUUAAUACACUACUCUAUAUUGGAGGCGUUGAUCGCAGAAGAAUUAUAGUGAACAGAAAUGCCGGCGUAGAUAGAACUUUUCGUGGUUGCAUCAGUGAUCUCGGAGUGUCUUCGAUGAAUGUAGACAUACUAAAGUCAGCCUUGGAUUCAGUAAACAUAGAUGACUGCAAUAUUCUACAUCCUAAUCAAACCAAGUUGACUACUGUAAUCACUACUCCACCAUCCACUACGACUCCCUAUGAUCCGUGUGCCUCCAAUCCUUGCAUUCAUGGAAUGUGUCAGAAUACUGAUUCGUACGACUAUUCAUGCACCUGUGAAUACGGCUAUGUGGGAAGAAACUGUGAAAACAUUUUGAAGCAAUGCGAACUGUUGCUUCCCUGUAGAAAUGGAGGCACCUGUACAGACCUCCAUGGGUCUUACAAAUGCGAUUGUCGGUUAGGCUACAAUGGACAGAAUUGUGAAAAGUUGGCGGAGGUAACUUACGAUGUUGCAUUCAGAGGAGAUGGUUGGUUAGAGUUAGAUAAGUCUGUAAUGACCCAUGAAGAAGAACGUGAAGUGUUAGGUUUUGAAAUUUCAACGAACAAGACCAAAGGACUGAUCAUGUGGCAUGGGCAGACGCCAAAUGAUCUUAAUCUUGAUCACUACAUGGCUCUUGCUGUGGUUGAUGGUUACGUAGAGUAUCAAUACAACUUGGGUACAGGACCAGUAGUGAUUCGUGUCACUGCACAGAAGGUAGAUGAUGGAGAACGACACAGAAUAAUCUUAAAGCGCCAGGGAAGUGAUGGAAGCAUAGAAUUAAAUGGAGAACAUAUGGAGAGCAGUGCUAGCUAUGGAACACAGCAAGAUUUGAAUGCUAGAGGCAGCGUGUACUUAGGUGGAGUGCCAGACUAUGCUAUGACUUAUGGAAAAUAUCAAGAAGGAUUUUCUGGUUGCAUUUACACCAUGGAGGUGCAAGAUUCUGGGGCCAUAGACAUUGGAGAAAAAUCUAUAAGGGGAAAGAACGUUUCACCAUGCACUAGAGCAAGAUGGAUACCCUCUUCCUUAGUAUUUACCAACGCGGAUACGGACAUCUUCGACGCGUUUGUUCCUCCACCUCCUGUCAAUAUAAUCCACCCUAAACCAGCGGCAAAUUUAGCUGCGUACAGUAUCAAAAAUUACUCAUUGUUAAUCCUACUUCAAAAUCUGCUCGCUUUCACCAUGGAUAUCCGAGAGCAGAGCGUGCUUUUCACAGUAUUAUGCAUAGACACUAUAAACGCGAUGAAAUGUAUAUUGAGUUAAGUGUUGUUUAAUUGGAUUAGGUCUUGUUUAAGUGAAUACGUGUCCUUUCAACAAUGAUUUAAUAAUGAAGAAACACGUAUUCUCUGGUAACUUAUGGAAUUAAUCCAAUUUGUAAAUUGUUUAACGCUUCGUUAACAUUGGGGACAAGUUAUUUGGACGAUAGACUUCCAACAAGAGGCGACCUUGGAAAGAUAUGGAAGUGGUUUAUUUAAGUGAAGGGACAAUUAUAUUAUUCAGUUUGUAAAGCCUACCGCGGCAAAUGAUAUAUGUAUAAGCAGUUUUAUAUCUGUACGUGUACAGAAUAUGUUUCUGACAACAUUUUAUAACCGAAUUAACUACAUUUUAUACAGUUCUUUGUUUUUAUAAAGUACGAUAGAUUCUUUCCUCAUAUUAGCCAAACCUAUUCCCUUUUUUAUUUUUAUUUUUAUCUGACAAUGCUUUUUUUCCAAUUGACUGCCACGUUCAAAGAAUGAACGUUGAGGCGAUUGCGAAU
Bombus pascuorum is the source of this 16148-nucleotide messenger RNA. RefSeq names its product basement membrane-specific heparan sulfate proteoglycan core protein-like (gene trol). The coding region runs from base 413 to 15655 and encodes 5080 amino acids. Lineage: Eukaryota; Metazoa; Arthropoda; Insecta; Hymenoptera; Apidae. Gene Ontology annotation, biological process: cell-cell adhesion. Gene Ontology annotation, cellular component: plasma membrane; cell-cell junction. Gene Ontology annotation, molecular function: calcium ion binding; cell adhesion molecule binding. The record is from RefSeq and is a predicted model, not a curated record. The transcript has 56 exons.